GUCCUCCUCAACCAAUACACCCGCGGAUUCGGACACCUGAGACUCGUGAACGCCUUAAGCAAACUGUACUCAAAGCUGGUCGGCCGUGAGAUUAAUGCCCAGAAGGAGGUGCUGGUGACUGUCGGCGCCUAUGAGGCCCUGUUCUGUGCCUUCAUGGGUCUCGUGAACCCGGGCGACGAAGUCAUUAUCAUUGAGCCCUUCUAUGACUGUUACGAACCCAUGACUGUUAUGGCCGGCGGAAUACCCGUCUUUGUGCCGCUCAGACCCCAACCGGUGUCCGGCCGACCCCUCACUAGUAAGGACUGGGUGUUAGACCCGGAGGAACUGGCGUCUAAGUUCAGCCCCAAAACCAAAUUGAUUGUCGUCAACACACCCAACAAUCCGUUAGGAAAGUUGUUUUCCCGCGAAGAGCUUAAAAUGAUCGCCGAUUUGUGUAAAAAAUACGAUACGAUUGCACUCAUGGAUGAGGUGUACGAAUGGGUGUACUAUAAGGGAGGGGAACACAUCAGAAUGGCCUCGUUCCCUGAUAUGUGGGACCGAACCAUAACUAUAGGCAGUGUGGGCAAGACAUUCAAUGUGACCGGUUGGAAAUUAGGCUGGGCGUACGGACCCGAGAACCUGAUACACCCGUUACGGCUAUUGCAUCAAAACACGGUCUACACGUGUGCGACACCACUGCAAGAGGCGGUGGCCGUUGGGCUCGAGACGGAGAUCGAGAGGUUGGGCGCAGAGGACUCGUAUUGGAAGGAAUUGCCGGAAAUGUUGGAACCAAAGCGCGACCGAAUGGCCUCAUUCUUGGCGUCGGUGGCCAUGAACCCCACGGUCCCAGAGGGCGGGUAUUUCAUGAUCGCCGACUUCGCACAACUGGCCGACAAACUAGACCUAUCGUCCGAAACCGGUACUAAAGACUAUAAGUUCGCCAAAUGGCUCUCAAAGACGAAAAAACUUCAGGGAAUACCUACCAGUGCUUUCUACUCGAAACAACACAAGCAUUUGGCCGAGAAUCUGAUCAGGUUUUGUUUUCUCAAAAAAGAUGAGACUUUAGAAAAAGCCGAACAAAUAAUCAAUGAUUUAAAGCGAAGCUUAUAACAACCAGUGAUCGUAUGGGAGGAAUGGUGUGUAGCAUUGGGUACUGUGUCUAAGAAGUGGUAUGCGAGCGCUGGUUGGCUGGCUUUGGACCAGUUUUCAGUCUGGUCGCAGCGCCAAUCGCCGCAAUUCUCGUUCAGUCCCAACCAGAACCAGGGCUAUCAGCCGCCGGCACCCCAGGCCCAGCCACAGCCCUCACAGUCACAGCCCAGCCGACCGGCCGCCCAAUACACCGGCAGUUUUAAUUGUCCCCAAGAUUUCGGUUUCUACCCUCACGUCAAGAGUUGCGACAAAUACUGGGCCUGUGAUAACGGCACCGGUACUUUGAAGACUUGCGGCAAUGGAUUAGUGUUUGACGACUCGGACGCCAAGCGCGAGAACUGUGCCUAUCCUUUCUCAGUGGACUGCGGCGAUCGAUCCGACUUAGAGCCACCCAUAAGUACACCCCAUUGUCCGCGACUGUACGGCAUCUUCAGCGACCCGUCCAACUGCCGGGUGUUCUACUCGUGUUGGAACGGCGAGGCCUCGAAGUACGAGUGCCCGCCCGGCCUGGCCUACGACGCCGACCAGCGCGUGUGCGUGUGGGCCGACCACGUCGACCGGUGCGACUCGUCAGACCCGACUGAGACCGACCAGCCCGGCCACUACACCCGACACGCCCACCCCACUGACUGCCGAAAGUUUUACGUCUGCAUAGAGAGUGUCGCCCGACCUUAUGACCCGACUGAGACCGACCAGCCCGGCCACUACACCCGACACGCCCACCCCACUGACUGCCGAAAGUUUUACGUCUGCAUAGAGAGUGUCGCCCGACCUUAUGGCUGCAGUAUAGGCACCGUAUUCAACGUGGAAUCGUUGCAAUGCGAUGAUCCAGAAAACGUACCUGGAUGUGAGAAAUAUUAUGGAGAUCUCGACUCAAAACAAGUGAAAAAAUUGCAACGCGACGGCGGACGCAACUAAUCAUGUAAUACAUAAAAUAAGUUAUAAUUAAAC
Oppiella nova is the source of this 2079-nucleotide messenger RNA. Lineage: Eukaryota; Metazoa; Arthropoda; Arachnida; Sarcoptiformes; Oppiidae. The record is from the annotation of a GenBank genome assembly.